Molecule: messenger RNA, 444 nt
Organism: Cuscuta campestris
Lineage: Eukaryota; Viridiplantae; Streptophyta; Magnoliopsida; Solanales; Convolvulaceae
Source: the annotation of a GenBank genome assembly
CGCCGAGAAUUUGCUUCUUUCUUUCAAAUCCUUCAAAUCAGCGCCAAAAACCCUAAAUCAAAACAUUUCCCCAUUCUUGGCGCCCAAAUGGUCCCGACCACCACUCUCUUCAUCCACUCGUCUCUUCUGUCCAGAACUGUUGAUUCGCCGAUCAAUUGGAAUGGCGAGUGGAAGAAAACGGCGGAGACGACGCAAAUCUACGACACAGGGGAAAAUACCGCCGGCGAGGAUGAAAAGGAACGAGAAGAGAAAUCUGCGGAAUCGAAGAAACCCAUCAUCGACACAGGGAGGACUAAAGUGAAAGAAGAAGAGGAAGAAGACUGCGUUUCAUGGAGUCCAAAGGCCUGGAAGAAAACCACGGCUUCCAAGAAGAGCCAGGAAAGAGGAAGGCUAAUUAAGUAAUGCUAAUGCUUGUGAAACAGGUAAUAAUUAAUAUCCAUGAAU